AUGCUGAGCGAAUCCCCAGCCCUUCAACCGCAACCACUCGCCAUGCCCGCCGCAACGUCAUCUAGCAAUGCGGGUUCGGGUGGCGGAACUGGCAAUGGAGAGAAUGCCGCUGUGGAACUGCUUUCCCCAGUCCUCCAUACGAAGAACCCCAGGCUCAAGGCUAACAUGGCAAUCCGCACAGUUGCUACCAACCCUAAAUCUGCGAAUAGCUUCCCCCCACCUAAGACGGACAAACCGAGACCCCACGUCUGCGGCACCUGUCAACGGUCCUUUGCCCGAUUGGAGCAUCUCAAGCGUCAUGAGCGGUCACACACGAAAGAGAAGCCCUUCGAGUGCCCGGAAUGUGCGAGAUGUUUUGCUCGCCGCGAUCUCCUGUUACGCCACCAGCAGAAGCUACACAUGACAACCACCCCAUCUUCCAGGCCUCGGAAUCGACGAGAGAGCGCGGUAAGCAGUACUGCGGGAGGACCGGGCCGGGUGCGCAAAGGGUCGGUUGCCAAUGGACAUGGAGCUGCAACGAUGAGACCAAGAGCGAACACCAUUAGCCAUGUUGAUGGUGCCCACAUGCAAUUAAUGGCCGCUACGAAUGUUGCUGCUGCUAGAGGUGGUCUCAACUCGACGCAUAGUCGCCAUCCCAGCCUUGCCGGAUUACCAAUGCAGAAUGAUUAUCACUUUGGAGGUAUGUCUGCGGCGAUGGGCCAGCGAGGCAUGAAUCACGGUUUGCCAAAGCUCGAAACCCAAGGCUUCAAUAAUGUCGAGUUUGGCGGCGGCUUAAGGACGGCUCCAAUCGUUGGUGGGUUCAAUGCAGAGUUUGACUUUGAAGGCCUGCUCUUUGGACCUGGCUCUACAAUCAACCCGAAUGCGCUUCAUUAUAACGAAUCUCCACAAUCGAUGGCAAUCGACUCUGCCUCCCCCUACCAUCAAGGGUUCUCGGAUAUGUCCACUAACCAGACUUUGGACGAGAAUUUUGACUGGAUGAACGGUUUCGAGCACCAAAUGUCGUUUAAUGAGGCCAAUGAGAAUGCUAUCGAUGGAUCAUCCCCUUCCGCCAUAAGCACGGCAAGCCAGAGCGGCAUCAGCGAGGUUAUGCUGGACGGAUCUAACAAUCCGGCUACCUCUUCAGCGUCUAUGUGGCAGCAAUCUAUGAUGGCACCACCGCUGAUGACGCCUAACCCGUUUACCUUGGAUCUUGCAAAUUCCGGGUUCAACGACCUGAUGAAUGGUGGGCCACUUUCGCCGCAUAGCUUGCCACAAAAACAUGGCAAUGAUCCUUAUUUCUCAACGCCACCACCGUCCAUGAGCUCAGUAAGCCCAUCAAUGAUGUCCGGAAUCACAACUCAAGCAUUUCACCCACCUAUGAACCUAGGCCCAGAAACGCCAAUUUCUAUGAGUGGGUUCAACACCCAGUCAUUGCUGCCUAUAGCCACUAUUACAGAUACCACCCGCCAAACUCUCUGCGCCGCAUUGGCUCAAUGCACCCCUUUUGGUGGCCGAAAAUACUCCUUCCCAGCGACAAGCUCGCCCUUGUCUCCUCAUUUCCCUGGACGAGCUAGUGGAGUGGGCGAUGUAUCACGCAGUCUCCCUAGCACUCAAGAUCUCCAACGGUAUAUUGGGGCAUAUAUUCGAUAUUUCCACCCCCACCUUCCUUUCCUUCACAUACCCACUCUCUCAUUCGAAGUGCCUGCCUAUUCAAACGACGGAAACCACGCCGCUGGCUUAAUCGGAGGACGUGGAUGUCUCAUCCUCUCAAUGGCCGCAAUCGGCGCUUUGUAUGAGCUGGAACAUGCUCAGUCGAAGGAUUUGUUUGAGUCUGCGAAGAAGAUGAUCCAGUUAUACUUGGAGGAGCGCCGAAAGGCUGAUGUCCGAAAGGCGGAUCACCGAAAGACUGGUGUUGACCCAUGCUCGAGACUCCUUGAAAACUCGGUUCACACUCCGGUCUGGCUUGUCCAAGCAAUGUUGCUUAAUGUGGUUUAUGGCCAUAACUGUGGCGACAAGACUGCUGGUGAUAUUGCGAGUACACAUUGUGCAGCUCUGGUUAGCCUCGCGCGGGCUGCAGAUCUCCUCAAGCCGCAUGGUAGCCAAAGUUCUCCUGAGCGCCAAGAAAUGGGACAGUGGGGAGGUGAUGAAGUCCCAGAGGACCAACGGGACUGGUACCAUUGGAAGAUUUUGGAAGAACGGAAGAGGACACUCUAUGCUGUCUUCAUCCUCUCGAGUCUCCUUGUGUCUGCCUACAACCACGCACCGGCUUUAACCAACUCCGAGAUUAUGUUAGACUUACCAUGUGAUGAAGAAUUUUGGUCUGCGGAAUCAGCAAGCAGCUUCUAUGCAAAAGGGGGUGCAAGAAUGGCUGAUCAUAAUCAAGUCACUUUCCACGAUGCACUGGGUGAACUCUUGCGAACGAGCGAGAAACAACAACAAUUUCAUGUAGCACAAGGCCAGCCCUUCGGAUCGAGCAGUAGCGCCCAAGAGCUGCCCAAGAGUGAUCUACGACCUAGUACAUUUGGAUGUCUAGUAUUGAUCAACUCCAUUCACAAUUAUAUCUGGGAAACAAGACAAAGACACCAUAACCGAGUCUGGACGAAUGAGGAGACGGAAAAGAUGCACCGCCAUAUUGAGCCAGCUUUGAAGGCUUGGCAAGCGGCUUGGGCAAGCAAUCCUCAUCAUAGUCUUGAACGACCAAAUCCGUACGGCCUCGGUCCUCUAUCUGCCGAUAGUAUCCCUCUCUUGGAUCUUGCUUACGUGCGCUUAUUUGUCAAUCUUUCACGGUCAAAGGAAAAAUUCUGGCAGCGAGAUUGGGAUGGAAUGGCUGAGGAGUUGUCUCGUGGCAACGAGAUCAUUCAGCACGCCGAGCAUUCGCCCGACUCCAACGGCGACUCAGACAUGUCUGGUUCCAACUCUGUUUUCGUUGAUACACCUCCGACAUCAAACUCAUCCCCGGAUUUUAUGGCUGCGCAAUUGCUCCCGAAUAACUCCUCGCACCAAGAUAAUGCUGCUCAUUCAAGUGGGUCCGCACAAAUGUCAAACCAGUCUAUAUCUACGUCGAGGCGUGAACGCCAUCUCCGCAAAGCUGCAUUUUAUGCAGCGGACUCAUUAUCGAUGUCGGACAAGUUAGGCGUCACAUUUGCCGACUUCACAUCCCGAGAAUUGCCUUUACAAUCAGCGAUGUGUGCCUUCGAUUGUGCUCAGGUACUCGCAGAGUGGGUUGCAACUGUCCAAGAACGGGUUGGGCGCUAUUUAGGCAUUCUCGGCAAGGACGAGAUUGAUCUAGGUCAGGUUCCUGGCAUUAUGUUGCUUGAAGAGGAAGACUGCAAACUCCUUAAUAAGAUACAAGAGGUGCUAAAUAGUGCUGAAAUCAAGAUGAAUUACGAGUUAGCUGGUAUGAAUGCUGUAGCUCAGAUUAACGCUGCGCAAAAGCUUCCGGGGGCCGACGAUGGUGGUUAUGGCAGCCAGAUUUUGAGGGUUACAGCUUAUAUGCUUGAUAAAGCUGCCGUUUGGCCUGUCACACAUCUUAUGGCUCGCAGUCUUGAGACGCAAGCCAGCCACAUGCGAGCCCGAGCUGAGAAUUCGGUUGCACAGCGGGAAUGA
This is a messenger RNA of Venustampulla echinocandica, 3585 nucleotides long. RefSeq lists its product as uncharacterized. NCBI's taxonomy places the organism in Eukaryota, Fungi, Ascomycota, Leotiomycetes, Helotiales, Pleuroascaceae. Gene Ontology annotation, molecular function: zinc ion binding; DNA-binding transcription factor activity, RNA polymerase II-specific; RNA polymerase II cis-regulatory region sequence-specific DNA binding. Bases 1 to 3585 code for a protein of 1194 amino acids. The record is from RefSeq and is a predicted model, not a curated record. Gene Ontology annotation, biological process: regulation of transcription by RNA polymerase II; DNA-templated transcription. The transcript has 3 exons. Gene Ontology annotation, cellular component: chromatin.